CAGUCGCUUAUAUAUAGGGUCAAAGUCAGUCGAGUUCGCGACUUCACCAGUGAAGCAGCUCAUCACACAGCUCGCCAAUACUUUAACUCGGUUUUCCCUUUUCUUUUUCUUUUGUUUUGGUCUCACACAAGAAAGUGAUCGCGAAGUACCGACGAGUGUGUCUCUAUAGUUUUGAAUUUUCGUCCUUGGAAAAUGCCGGAACUUAACGAACCUCUACCAUUACAAGACUUGGAAGGUCUACUCCAAGAAACAUUAGGUUCACCAUUGUCGGUAGAGGUAAUCGAAUGGAAACAUUUGACAGAUCCAGGCGAGAAUUUCGGAAGUCUCAUUCUCGCAGUGACAGCUAACGUAUCGAAGAAUGGAAAGCAAGAGACGCAUAGAUUAGUGUGCAAAAUGCCACCCAAGUCAGAUUACUUAUUGGAUCUUUUCAACAGCCCCAUGGCUUUUCAUAAAGAACUCUACUUCUACACGAAAAUUGCGCCUGCUUUUCUGGAGCUUCAGAUAAAAAGCGGAUUUGUCGACAAUGAACUGAUCAAAUUAGUUCCCCAAUAUUAUGGUGGUCGCAUGAGCUUAAACAGAUCGGACAAAUUUGACUCUCAAGCGGCCAUCGUCCUGGAGAAUCUCAACUUUUCGGGCUACACAACCAAAGAUCGACUCACUGGCAUGGAUCUCCAUCAUAUGGAAUACAGCGUGAGGGAGCUUGCCAAAUUGCACGCCAUUGCUUGUGGCUACAGGAUCAAACAUCCUGAGGACUUUAAACAGACAAUCGCGCCAGGAUUAGUUAUGGCACAAAAUGACAUUGCUAUGAAAUGCAUCGAUGAGAUGAUACGCAAAGCCGUUGACAAUCUUAAGAAGAUGGACGAAGCGAAGCCCUACAUGGACAAAGUCUUCAAGACCCUCGAGCACAUCGACAAACAUUAUAAGGAGAAAAAACCGCUGAUCGAGCACUGGUGCACUUUUGUACACGGUGACUUUUGGGUAAACAACAUGAUGUACCGCUAUGGCAAUAAUGGAAAAAUUCUCGGGAUGAAGAUGGUGGAUUUUCAGCUGAGUUCAUGCGAGUAUGGCAUGAUGGACUUAGUAUUCUUUCUAAUAUCGAGUGGCAAGAAAGAUGUCAUUGAAAACAACAUGAACGAUCUGAUUACUUUGUAUUACGAAACCUUUAUCAGUACUCUACGAGCUCUCAAAGUCGAUACGAAAGAGUUUCCUCGAGAAGAAUUCGACAAAUUGUUGAAAGAGUGUGCGCCUCUCGAGUUUUCUCAAUGCAUUAUGAUGGUCCAAGUAAUCAAAGCAACGAGGGGCAGUGCACCUGAUGUCAAUAACAUCAAGAAUGCCGAUGCUUUUCUUAACAUCGGUAAAGGACAACUAUACGAGGAGAAAUUACUCCAUGUGUUACUGACGUUUGUCAAAAAUGGCUGGCUAGUUGAUUAAUUAUUAUAUUCGAUUAAUGAGUGUUGGGGGUAGUAGCUCAAUCAAGUUUUGGCAAUUGUUCUACUUUACAAUUGCACUUGAAAAUGAAGGCAACAAAAAAAAGCUAAUCCUUGGUGAUCUGCAGAUCAAUUGCUAACAUUUCUUAUGUUGAAAAUCUAACCUCACGUUAUAGGUCUUGAUGAAAUUUCAUGAAAAAAUAUAUUCACUACCGUAUGCAGUACUCCGUGAGCAAAAGACGAGGCCGUGCUCUAUUGAUUUAAAUAAGCCGACCAAUUCGAUGUUUCUCAAAUUAAAAAAAAAUAAAUAAAUAAAAACGUGAUCGUAUCGUACUAAAGUAAAUGAUCCUUUAAAUGAUAAUUUUGUAAGAUUUACAAAUUUUAGUUUUAUAUACAUAUUUCUGUACAUAUUUGUACGUAAUUUUGAGAGAAAAUUU
Phymastichus coffea is the source of this 1864-nucleotide messenger RNA. RefSeq lists its product as uncharacterized. The record is from RefSeq and is a predicted model, not a curated record. Lineage: Eukaryota; Metazoa; Arthropoda; Insecta; Hymenoptera; Eulophidae. Bases 193 to 1431 code for a protein of 412 amino acids. The transcript has 4 exons.